UGAAAUUUUCGUAUUUUUGUGAUUACCCAUUGACGAAUGGUUCGCGUUCUAAGGUAUAUGCGUAUCAAACGCGUCAUUCGUGAAUUCCGAUAAUUUGUGAUAAAUAAUCUGAAGUAAUCUGAAGAGUUUUACAAAACAUUAUUCCAAUAAACUGAAGUUUGUAAAUAUACAAAUAGCAUCUAACAAUGCUAGCGUGACGAUAAAUACGAGAAAAAAGUUUUAUCAGAUAUCUAUCGUUUUUUUCUACUCCCACAAAAGUUCGAUCGAAAAUCAGUGAUCUCGCAAUCCAUUGCGAGCACCUCGGCGAACAAUCUCGCUGUAGAUUUCUUUCGUUUCGCACGCAAAGCCGGUACGCUGCUACAUGGCAUAACGACCGUGAAGACUGAUCGAUAGCUGUCGGAGGGGAAGGGAGGAUCCGACCCCGCGGUGAAAGUGCAGCGGAGAUUUGCGACACAAAGGAGAUCGGCAAGUGUUUUUCGUUAACGCCGGAUGCGCAGCUGAUUCGCAUCUCCUCACUGGGAAGUGCAGCGAGAGUGGUGAAAGAGAGCCAGCUCGGCGAGCUCGUUGGUGUAGUGCACCAUACGACGCUCGGUUCUCGGCUGGAUCACUUGCGCGGAGGCUGUGCGCAUGUGAGGAAACGGAUAUUCGUUCGAUGAGCUUGGAGGUCAAGUGCAAACAAUUGGACGUACUAUUCGACGUCUUGUCUUUGUUGGGGUGAAGAUGGACAAACGGCAACUGCAUCAAAUAUGCUGCUGUUUAUUGUUGCUAAUAGCGACGACAAAGUGUUACAAUGAAGAUGAUGCUGGAAAGAAAGUUUUAAAAGGCGUGUACUCAUGGAAAGUUUUAGAGUUCAAGUUCGCAACUAAUCGUGACAAAGAAUUGGCUAUUGGCAGUGGCUAUUACAAGCCUGGCGCGUCUAUUCCUAUCGACGUUGACGUGUAUUAUGGUACUAACGAUCGUAAAGUAUUUGUAACGAUGCCUCGAUUGGAACGGGGAGUUCCAAUGACUGUUGGUUACGUUUCCGACAUAAUUUCAGAAUCCGGUAAUCCUUUGAUAGCUCCUUAUCCCAACUGGGAAUGGAAUAAGCUGGAUAACGAUUGCGAUGCCAUAAUUAGUGUCUAUCGAAUACAGGUUGACGAGUGCGAUCGAAUAUGGAUCCUAGAUACCGGCGUAAUAGGCGAGGAGAGAGUCUGUCCUCCCCAGAUUCUCUCAUUUUCUCUGCAAACAAACAAGCUACUAAGCCGAUAUCGUUUUCCACGCAACCAGUACAAGGAACAUUCUCUUUUCGUCACACCGAUGGUUGAUGUGAGAUCACUGGACAACCACUGUCGCGAUACUUUCGUAUACAUCGCGGACGUCACGGUGUUUUCCCUCGUGGUCUACGACCAUCAAAACGUGCGCUCGUGGCACAUUUACAACAACCUGUUCUAUCCGUAUCCGCCCUAUGGGACGUUCGAGAUAAAAAAGGAAGUUUUCGAUUUAAUGGAUGGUAUUUUGGGAUUGGCCCUGAGUCCGCUCAGAUGGCACGAGGAUCGGAUAUUGUACUUUCAUUCGUUGGCUAGCAGGAUCGAGUCUUACGUUCCAACGUCUGUCAUUCGAAAUUUUACGCUUUUCAACAACGCCCCUUAUGCAGCGCCAAGAUCGUUCAAAGCUUUUGACUUGGAGAGAUCAUCACAGUCCGCGGCCGAGACGAUGGAUCGCGAUGGUGUUCUAUUUUUCGGCCUCAUGAGUGAUUUGGCGAUCGGCUGUUGGAAUAGCAAACACUUUCCCGAGUUCGGCGGGCGAAAUAUUGAGACACUCAUCAUUGACGAAGAUACUCUGCAAUUCGCUUCUGGUCUCAAGGUGAAAAGCAGCAAAACGAAUCGUCAAGAAAUAUGGGUAUCGACAGCGGCGUUUCAACGUUACAUGAGUGGCACAUUACACUCGAACGAGACGAAUUUCCGUAUCCAAGCAGCUUUCGUCGACGAAUUGGUACGCGGUACCAAAUGCGACGUGCGUGCCUUAGACAAUUACAGCCAAAGUAGCAGUAAUCGUUUGUCAUCGUCGCCGCGGCCAACCUUAGAAGUUGGCAGCAACGAAUUUCGCUUUACGCACGUCGACUCGUCACUGACAUUUGUAGGGAAAUACUCGCUAGUAAUGCGGUUCGUGUUGUGCAUUUUUGCACUUGUAGGUGUAGCUAGCGCCUACUAUAAUUCAGUACAUCAGUAUUCUCCAUUGACCACCGAAUAUGAGUGGACAUAUUUUGAUUACUUGUGGGAUUCUCAACAUGAAAAAAUUCAUUACGUCAGGUGGGGCCUGUAUAAUUAUACAAAAAUGACGCCUAUUGAUGUCGAACGAUCAAUCGAUGGGCGGACAUUCGUGACGAUCAUAAGAACAGCAGGAGUUCCAGCUACACUACACACAGUAUCUAAUCAAAAAGGUGAAUCUGGUCCUCUUUUGAAACCUUAUCCAGAUUGGUCAUGGUACUCUAAUCUUCAGUGCGACAAAAUUAUAAAUGUCUACAGAGUUGCGAUUGACGAGUGCAACCGAAUGUGGGUACUAGAUACCGGAACUAUCGACGACUCAUACCCUUGCCCUGCAAAAUUGUUAGUUUUCAAUCUUUACAACGAUCAGCUCCUUUUUACCCAUGAGAUUCCCAACCAUGUUGCUCGAAACAAAAACGGCGAGGGAUUGCUUAUUACACCUAUUGUUGAGACCUUCGGAUUCAGAUGCGCCAACUCUACUGUAUACAUGGCUGACACAACAGGCUACGGUAUGGUGAUCUACAAUGGUCAAAGAACGUAUCGUCUCGAGGCUGAGGAAUUCCGCGCGGAGAUCAAGUAUUCGAAUUUCACGAUAGCUGACGAAAGUUUCUUCCUUCCGGACGGUCUUUUUGGAAUGGCGCUGACACCUCUACUGCAAAAUACCAGAGAGAGAUUCCUGGCCUUCAGGCCAUUGGCGUCCACAUCGCUGUACGGUGCCAGUACAGAGGUACUGAAGCGCAGCACACAGGGCAAUACAAUUCGAUACUUGAAAGGCCACCAUGUACUUCCCAAUCAAGCUACUGCUAUGGCUUUCUCGUCAGGGGGAACUUUGUUUUAUGCGUUAACUGGUGAGACGGCUAUUGGAUGCUGGAAUGCUGAUAAACCCUUGGAACCGAGAUUCUUUAAAGUGGCAAUUCGAGAUCCCACGCGUCUACAAUUUGCUAGUGGACUCAAAGUUAUUAAAAAUCCAUUAAACCCGACGCACGGCGAAUACUUACUCGUGAUGACGAAUCGCCUACAGAAAAUUUACUCUGGGACAAUCAAUUUCAAAGAAAUCAAUUUCCGUAUUACUAAAGCUGUUGUCAAAGACGUCAUAAGUGGAACUGUAUGCGACAGAUAUUAAGAAAACAUUUCAAGAUAUUGCAAAAUUGUAAAAAAUCAAGUUUUCAUAAAUUUAUCAUUCGUA
Molecule: messenger RNA, 3429 nt
Organism: Phymastichus coffea
Lineage: Eukaryota; Metazoa; Arthropoda; Insecta; Hymenoptera; Eulophidae
Gene: Y-e3
Exons: 12
Coding region: 721-3366 (881 amino acids)
Cellular component (GO): extracellular region
Source: RefSeq, a predicted model, not a curated record